Penicillium brevicompactum is the source of this 528-nucleotide messenger RNA. RefSeq lists its product as uncharacterized. The coding region runs from base 1 to 528 and encodes 175 amino acids. The transcript has a single exon. NCBI's taxonomy places the organism in Eukaryota, Fungi, Ascomycota, Eurotiomycetes, Eurotiales, Aspergillaceae. The record is from RefSeq and is a predicted model, not a curated record.
AUGUCUACAAGAGCGAAAUUGACAUUCGGUGUCAACAUGACUAAAAAUGAUAGGAAUUUGCAGCGAGUGUGGACGCCGCUCAAUCUAGGCAAUCUGCAAAACGAACAACAGGAAAUUGACCGUCUCAUUAUUCUUGAUCUGAUUCGGCAGAUCUAUGAUCCUUUGUUAGCUGCUUUCCUUGCUAUACCAGGCAAUCUGUGGAACCAGCAAUUUUCUCACGGGGGAACCAGACGGAUGCAGAAAAAGUUGCGCAAUCUUCAAUUUUACAUGCCAGCAGCGGUACAAAACAUUGAGAAGAAUGAUCUUGGCUUGUAUCUUUUUGAUGUACUGAGAUACUACCGAUUCACUGCUCACAGCUGGAGGGCACCAUUACCUCCACCAGCACCCGAAGUUGUGGGGGCUCCUCACCCUGAAGCUCCUCGUGUCGUUCCUUUCACUGCUAUCAACACGAAGUGGAGUGUCACUAACCCUCCGAUCCUUGACUUUGCCGGUGAUGCCCCUUCCAUUGGGAUCCCCGCUAACUUAUAG